AUGUUCCCUUUGCCUUUCCUUAAAGCCAACGCUCCUCAUUUAUCUCCCAAACGGCAUCUUGACCCUCCCAAAAGUCUCUUCCCUUAUGGGACACUCACCCUGUCCCACCCUUGUCCUCCUUUUAGUGUUUUGGAUUAUAGAUUGUACUCGGAAGAGAUGGAAAGCACUGUGACAUAUGAGAGUGAUCUCAACCUCAGGGCAACUGAGCUUAGAUUGGGGCUCCCAGGAACAGAAGAAAGAGAGGAAAAAACACUGCCUGCAGCUGUUAGAAUUACCAACAAAAGGCCAUUGACUGAAACUUCUGAGGAGAGUGUUUCUAAGGGCCCUAAUGCUCAACAUGUGGAAACUGAGGCAGCCCCUCCUGCCAAGGCAAAGAUAGUGGGGUGGCCACCAAUCAGAUCCUAUAGGAAAAACAGCCUUAAGGAGAAUGAAGGUGCUGGGAUUUAUGUGAAAGUGAGCAUGGAUGGAGCCCCUUACCUUAGGAAGAUUGACUUGAAGGUAUAUGGAGGCUACGCACAACUCCUCAAAGCUCUAGAAAACAUGUUCAAGUUGACCAUAGGUGAGUACUCUGAAAAAGAAGGUUACAAGGGAUCUGACUAUGCACCAACAUAUGAAGACAAGGACGGUGACUGGAUGUUAGUUGGAGAUGUUCCAUGGGACAUGUUUGUGACUUCUUGCAAAAGGCUGAGAAUCAUGAAAGGAUCAGAGGCCAGGGGUUUGGGUUGUGGUGUAUGA
Messenger RNA from Sphenostylis stenocarpa, 735 nucleotides. The record is from the annotation of a GenBank genome assembly. NCBI's taxonomy places the organism in Eukaryota, Viridiplantae, Streptophyta, Magnoliopsida, Fabales, Fabaceae.